Paramormyrops kingsleyae is the source of this 5049-nucleotide messenger RNA. RefSeq names its product dynamin 3a (gene dnm3a). Gene Ontology annotation, molecular function: GTPase activity; GTP binding; microtubule binding. Gene Ontology annotation, cellular component: plasma membrane; microtubule; synapse. Lineage: Eukaryota; Metazoa; Chordata; Actinopteri; Osteoglossiformes; Mormyridae. The record is from RefSeq and is a predicted model, not a curated record. Gene Ontology annotation, biological process: synaptic vesicle budding from presynaptic endocytic zone membrane; receptor internalization.
CGCGCGUGCGCGCGCGCGAGACCGUUAACUGGGCUGUCAGGAGUGGUGCUGGAGCCAAAGCUGCGUGCGUCGCGGUGGCCGAGCCAAAUCGUAUUGGGUCGAGCCGAACUGAACCGAUCCAGAACUGAACCCCGCCGGACCGAGUAUUCGUUUUAUCCGAAACUUGCUACAGAACGAGCGCAGGGCAACCCAGUAACUGAAAGAUAGCAAUAACAAAGCACACCGUGGUGCCGGGCCGGGCUCUGGUCCAGUUCCUGUUAUUUUCCUGUGUUCGGACCCGGACUUCGCAGGUACCGAAUUCCCAGUGACAGCACAUCGGAUAUUCGGACUAGGCUCCAUGGUGCUGGUGUCUCCAGCAACCGACUGAUUGGGCUUUGAAACCUCGCCGCCUGGCCGUCCCUGUCGCCAUCCCCCCUCCCUCCCAUCCGCCAUGGGUAACCGCGGGAUGGAGGACCUGAUUCCGCUGGUGAACCGGCUGCAAGACGCCUUCAGCGCCAUCGGCCAGAGCUGCAAUCUAGACCUGCCCCAGAUCGCGGUGGUCGGCGGGCAGAGCGCAGGGAAGAGCUCCGUGCUAGAGAAUUUCGUCGGCAGGGACUUCCUGCCCAGAGGCUCUGGGAUCGUCACUCGCCGGCCACUGGUCCUGCAACUCAUCAGCUCCAAUGCAGAAUAUGCCGAGUUCCUCCAUUGCAAAGGGAAGAAAUUCACUGACUUCGACGAGGUUCGCUUGGAGAUCGAGGCAGAGACGGAUCGCCUCACAGGGGCUAAUAAGGGCAUUUCUCCUGUGCCCAUCAACUUGCGCGUCUGCUCCCCGCACGUGCUCAACCUGACGCUCAUCGACCUGCCCGGCAUCACCAAGGUGCCUGUGGGGGACCAGCCAGCCGACAUCGAAUACCAGAUCCGAGACAUGAUCAUGCAGUUCAUCUGCAGGGAGAACUGCCUCAUCCUGGCCGUCACCCCCGCCAACACGGACCUGGCCAACUCCGACGCGCUCAAGCUGGCCAAAGACGUGGACCCUCAGGGACUGCGCACCAUCGGAGUCAUGACCAAAUUGGACCUGAUGGAUGAGGGAACUGAUGCCCGGGAUGUUCUGGAGAACAAGCUGCUGCCCCUACGCAGAGGGUACAUCGGCGUAGUGAACCGCAGCCAGAAGGACAUAGAGGGCAAGAAGGACAUCAAGGCUGCCCUCGCCGCAGAGAGGAAGUUCUUCCUGUCGCACCCUGCCUACCGGCACAUAGCCGACAGCAUGGGCACACCGCACCUGCAAAGGGCGCUCAACCAGCAACUGACGAACCACAUACGGGACACCCUGCCUGCCUUCCGCAGCAAGCUACAGACGCAGCUGCUGGCUCUGGACAAAGAGGCCGAGGAGUACCGCCAUUUCCGGCCAGACGACCCCUCCCGCAAGACCAAGGCUCUGCUGCAGAUGGUCCAGCAGUUCUCCGUGGACUUCGAGAAGAGGAUCGAGGGCUCCGGCGACCAGGUGGACACGGUGGAGCUGUCCGGAGGAGCCAAGAUCAACCGCAUCUUUCACGAGCGCUUCCCCUUCGAGCUGGUCAAGAUGGAGUUUGACGAGAAGGACUUACGUCGGGAAAUUAGUUACGCCAUUAAGAACAUCCAUGGGAUCAGGACGGGGCUCUUCACGCCGGACCUGGCCUUCGAGGCCAUCGUGAAGAAGCAGAUCGUGAAGCUGAAGGGGCCGUGCCUCAAGUGUGUCGACAUGGUCAUCCAGGAGCUUGUCAGCACGGUGCGGCAGUGCACCGUCAAGCUGGGGUCCUUUCCGAGGCUCCGGGAAGAGACUGAGAGAAUCGUGACCACACACAUCCGGGACCGAGAGAGCCGGGCCAAAGACCAGGUCUUGCUGCUUAUUGAGGUCCAGCUUUCAUACAUCAACACAAACCAUGAGGAUUUCAUUGGAUUUGCAAAUGCUCAGCAGAGAAGCACCACAAUGAGUCAGAAGAGCUCUGCGGGGAACCAGGGUGCAGCUCCGCCACCUCCCAGCCAAAUUGUAAUCCGGAAGGGCUGGCUGACCAUCAACAACAUCAGCAUCAUCAAAGGUGGGGCCAAGGAAUACUGGUUUGUGCUGACAGCGGAGAGCCUGUCGUGGUUUAAGGAUGACGAGGAGAAGGAGAAGAAGUACAUGCUGCCUCUGGACAACCUGAAGGUGCGCGACGUGGAGAAAGGAUUCAUGUCCAGCAAGCACAUCUUCGCCAUCUUUAACAUUGAGCAGAGGAAUGUCUAUAAAGACUACCGCUUUCUGGAGCUAGCCUGUGACACCCAGGACGAUGUGGACAGCUGGAAGGCCUCUCUGCUCCGUGCUGGGGUGUACCCCGAAAAAGUCUCAGCGGACGGCGAGAACUCCGGCCCUUCGGACUCCUUCUCCAUGGACCCACAGCUGGAGCGGCAGGUGGAGACCAUCCGGAAUCUGGUGGACUCCUAUAUGGCCAUCGUCAACAAGUGCAUCCGAGACCUUAUGCCCAAGACCAUCAUGCAUCUCAUGAUCAUCAACGUAAAGGAGUUCAUCAAUGCCGAGCUGCUCGCCCAGCUCUACUCCACGGGGGACCAGAACGCUCUCAUGGAUGAGUCGCCGGAGCAGGCCCAGCGCCGGGACGAGGUCCUGCGCACACACCACGCCCUCACGGAGGCGCUGGCCAUCAUCGGUGACAUCUCCACCUCCACCAUCUCCACACCUCUGCCGCCCCCUGUUGACAGUUCGUGGCUACAGGCUGGCUCAGGUCGCAGGUCUCCUCCCCUCAGCCCAACCGCUUCCAAGAGGUUCCCCUCUGGCCCCCGGGCCCCUGCUCGCGGCCCUGCCCCUACAGCGCCCCCCGUACCCUCUCGUCCGGGCCCCCCUGGCCCCUUCAAUAACAGCUCAGAUGCUUUCCAGCCCCCGCAGGUGCCCAAUCGCCCCAACCGAGCCCCUCCCAGUAUUCCCAGUUAGGAGGAAGGAACAGCGACCAGAGUCAACAUGGUAACAAGAGGAAGAGUUUGCUAGGAGUUGGCCUGGAGAAGACAAGGUGGGUUGUGUUAAGGGACACACAGGGUUUAGGAAAAGGAAGGACAUGUGAGAGUCCAGCCUAUAGUGUGGGAAAGUGACGCACAGAUACUCCAAUUUGCGUUUCGUUUCAGCUGCAGGUGGCGCUCUCUCAUGCAGCACUGAGGUGUACUGCGCAUGGACAGGGUUCCAGUCGGGCCAGUCUCUCUCUGAAUCGGCAUUUUCUUCUCGCCUGUUCUUGCUUUACCUCUGUCGUUUCUCCAUCCAACCAUCUUUUCCCUCUGCGACCCCUGCUCUCCCUCCUUCCUUUCUCUCUUUCCAUCACUCUUCCUGGUUUUUGGCUCCUCUCUCACCUUCUCUCUGCCUCAUUUCAGCUACACUCCCUUUCCCAGUUUUUUCCCCUCUCCUCCUCCACCCGUUCUCUCCCUCCAUCUCCGCUUCCCUCCUGGUGUGCUCACAUCUACGCCUCUUUGCCCUUAUCCCCCACCCUGUCCCCAUCUUCGCCGUGCCGCCACUCAUCCCCAUGCGCUCCUCUUCUUCCCUUGCUCCUUAUCAUUCUGCAGCACGCCGGCUGCCUCCUCCUCCUCACCCCCCCCAGUCGUACCCCCCCAUACGCCCCCGUUCCCAGUCUCAGUGCACGCUACUAUCCAGCUGCAUUCCCCACAGAGCCCCUUCAGCACCCGCGCACUCACAUGCCGUGUCCCCUGUGCUAAUUCAGUCUUGCACAAUUGACCCCUGUACACCGUCAGGUCAGGCUGUCUAUCGGGACACCAUCGCUGCACUCGUCGGCACCGCAGCCAGCCGUUCCCGUAAGCUAUUCCCGCCUCCGCCUCGGCAUCAAGCCCAGCACGACCACAGCAUUCCCAGACCGGCACAGUGUGCCUGAGAAGAACAUCUCCUGCUGUCUGUACAGUAAAAAAUGAUGUAGCACGUUCUCGAUGUAGAUGGGCUUUCUGCUCCAGCCUGGGGCUCAGUGCGUCCUUCUGAGGUUCUGUGAGACACUGUCCCUGCUUUUAUUAUCUCAGUGUUAUUGUACCCCAGCUGUAAGCAGUGAGAUAGUUGUGUGUGUCUGGGUGGUCAGAUCAGUGAUGUAUGGGGAGAUGCCUCCAUUACGGAAGGUUUGUAGGACAUGAUGAACCUGACGAGAUGGUCUGCCUGCAUUGCUACUCCUGACUAGAACCAAACAGCCCCCCAGCACCUUCACAGACUCUGAGUGUAUUGGGCUUCAUGUGUUUAGAUUAGGAAAAGCCCGCCCCAUGUUGGUGUUUUUCUCCCUCCUUUCACUGGCCCACUCCCGAGUUUUCCUCCUUCCCAUACCUCCCACCCUAACCCUCCUUCAGCUGUCUGUACCCAUCAGCUAUGAGCAUAGAUGGGUGGAUGGACAGAUGGACGGAUGGCCUUUAUUGCGUGCAUACUGUCUGUUAAUAUAUAUUGUGUUGUUGACAUUUUUACAGUAACUGUCAUUUGAUUGGUGCUCUAAAUGUCCUCAGUGCUCCAGUGUAUAGCAGUAGCAGAUCUUAAGCAAAUCCUCUCAUUGGCCUAUAUUAAUGAUAUAUAUAUAUAAUAUAUAUCCCAUGUGGUGGCAGAACCCUGAAGGCACAGAGAUCUGCGGGCACAGAGAUCUGCGGGCGCAUGCGGUCGAUGCUCCCUGUGCAGAUCCAGCCUCACUAACUGCGUGCUGUGUCUGUGUUCCUGUCCAGGAGACACCCACCAGCUGUGCCCUCCAGGCCUGAGCACUGAGACCCCCCCCCCAGCCUGGCCCCCAAAGGACCCCCGCUGGCACGCCGUCAUCACCCAUGGAGAAGCACGUCAGUGAGCCCCCACCAUGCUGCGGGCUGCUGGACUAGGCUCCGCCUUUGUGCCAUUCUGUACAUAUCAGUGUCGCGUCUGUGUAUCACGUGUGAAUGUCCUGCGGGGACAAAGAGCAUCCCGGCCACGGGAAACAGCGUCUGCGUCUCCCUCCAUCCCGGGUAACACUUCCUCCCACUCACUGUUAUGUUUGUUCUCUCUGUAAAUUAACAUAUAUAAAUAAACAUAUUAUAUAUAUAUAAAGUUUU